UUACACAUUUCCCUCGAAGAAUCGUUGUGGGGGGAAGAGAGAGAGAGAGAGAGAGAGAGAGACAGCGAGCGCGCGUUUCUCUGACAAAUCUAAUCUCCAACGAGCGACGUCGAGCGACUGAGGCGAAACCCCCACCCCGACGUUUCCGAUCACCACCACUCUCCUCCUCCGAAACCCUAAUGGCUUCGGUGGCGGCGGCGGCGGCGAUCUCCACCCUCCCCUUCCUACCGGUGAAGGCCCGCGGCGCCGGCGAUAUCCUGCGACGGGGCCGCCCCCGGCGUGUUCGGUGCGCGAUCGCCAGCGACACCGCCGUCUCCUCCCGGGACGGCGGCGGAGACGAGGCGGCGCCGCCGCGGUGGGUGGCGGCGGAGUGCGUGGUGGUGGGCGGCGGCGUGAGCGGGCUCUGCACCGCGCAGGCGCUGGCGACGCGGCACGGGGUCGGGGGGCUGCUGGUGACGGAGGCGCGGGCGAGGGCCGGGGGGAACAUCACCACCGUCGAGAGGGACGGGUACCUGUGGGAGGAGGGGCCGAACAGUUUCCAACCCUCCGAUCCCGUCCUCACCAUGGCGGUAGAUAGCGGUCUGAAGGAGGACCUUGUAUUUGGCGAUCCAAAUGCUCCGCGCUUUGUUUUGUGGAAUGGGAAAUUGCGGCCGGUUCCUUCGAAGCCAAACGAUUUGCCAUUCUUUGACUUGAUGAGCUUUCCUGGUAAAUUGAGGGCUGGAUUUGGCGCUAUCGGCAUUCGUCCUCCUCCGCCAGGUCACGAAGAGUCGGUAGAAGAGUUUGUGCGCCGCAAUCUUGGAGAUGAGGUUUUUGAACGCCUGAUCGAGCCAUUCUGCUCAGGUGUAUAUGCUGGUGAUCCUGCGAAGCUAAGUAUGAAAGCGGCUUUUGGAAAGGUUUGGAAGCUAGAGCAGAAUGGUGGUAGCAUUAUUGGUGGAACUAUAAAGGCAAUUCAAGAGAGGAGUAAAACUCCCAAACCACCAAGAGAUCCGCGUUUGCCAAAACCAAAGGGGCAGACAGUGGCAUCAUUUAGGAAAGGACUUGCUAUGCUUCCUAAUGCAAUUUCCUCUAGGCUGGGUGACAAAGUCAAACUGUUGUGGAAACUCACAAGCAUUAAAAAGUCAGAGAACCAGGGUUAUUCGCUAUUGUAUGAUACACCAGAAGGAUCAGUCUCAGUGCAGACCAGAAGUGUCAUCAUGACCAUUCCAUCAUACAUUGCUAGUGGCAUCUUACGACCCCUUUCUAAUGAUGCGGCGGAUGCACUGUCAAAAUUCUAUUACCCACCAGUUGCUGCGGUAACUGUUUCAUAUGCGAAGGGAGCAAUCAGAGAAGAAUGCUUGAUAGAUGGCGAGCUUAAGGGGUUCGGGCAGUUACAUCCGCGUAGUCAAGGAAUUGAGACACUAGGAACAAUAUAUAGCUCAUCGCUGUUUCCUAAUCGUGCUCCUCCUGGGAGGGUGCUGCUUCUCAACUACAUUGGAGGUGCUACGAACACAGGAAUCAUAUCCAAGAGUGAGGAUGAACUAGUGGAAUCCGUCAAUCGUGACCUGAGGAAAAUGCUAAUAAACCCAAACGCCGAGGACCCCUUAGUUCAUGGUGUGAGAGUUUGGCCGCAAGCGAUACCUCAGUUUUUGGUGGGCCAUCUUGACCAUCUCGAAGCUGCACGGUCUGCGCUCGCCAAAGGCGGUUUCGACGGUCUGUUUUUGGGAGGCAACUACGUUGCAGGCGUGGCACUGGGCCGAUGCGUGGAGGGCGCAUACGAGAGCGCUGCUGCGGUCUCCGAGUUCUUGGCAAAGUACGCUUACAAGUAGAGGAGGAGAAGCAGCAAUGGAGAACACUUUAUAUUUUGUAGCUUAGGUGAGGCCGGUAGCACCUGAGGCAAAUUCAUGUGCAUUCUUUGUCCCUCUUACUUGGUUUCCAUUUACAACUCUCUUUCUAAUUGUGCAAUUCUUUCUUGCAUGAUAAGAUGCUUCUUAGAGUGUAAUAAGUACCAUUUUGUGUGUAGGGCUCUAUUUCUGUUUCA
Molecule: messenger RNA, 2017 nt
Organism: Ananas comosus (pineapple)
Lineage: Eukaryota; Viridiplantae; Streptophyta; Magnoliopsida; Poales; Bromeliaceae
Product: protoporphyrinogen oxidase, chloroplastic
Exons: 9
Coding region: 180-1805 (541 amino acids)
Biological process (GO): porphyrin-containing compound biosynthetic process
Molecular function (GO): protoporphyrinogen oxidase activity, oxygen as acceptor
Source: RefSeq, a predicted model, not a curated record